AUGGGUAAGAAGAAUCAAGGACAGAGACAGAGUGCAAGAGAGGCAAGGGCGCUUGCAGGGCCAGCACCAGUCGGGUCCGCUGCACCAGUUGAAUCUGCUGCUCCAGUCAAGUCUGCUGCACCAGUUGAGUGUAUGAACAAGGUUAUUGAAGGGUUUAUUGGAGGGGUUAUUGGAGCGGUUAUUGGUGGGGUUAUUGGUGGGGUUAUUGGUGGGGUCAUCAAAGGGUAUCAACAGAGGAAUCAUCACCGGUACGCAUCCCUGCCUCAGAGCUAUCCAACUGAAAGUUUCACAUACACGUCCAACACCAUUUCCGUUCCUAUUCCAAAACUAUAUUCCUCAAUGACUCUUUGUGACACAUUGGUCAAUGACCAAUUGGAGAAGGUAGAGGCUGUAAAGAACAAAGAUGGUACAACGCCAGGUGGGUUCACCUAUGGCUUGCAUCCGGCCAGUUCAAGCUGGUUGGGUCUAGUUGUAGGGGGAAAUUCUGCAAUGACUACCCGCAUCCCCCACCUACCCACGCUCUGGCAUCAGCCUAUGACUACCCUGCCUACUCCCACCACUGAAGAAGUGAUGCUCGCGCAUGUGUACAAGUCCACCCCUGGCUUUAUUUGCCGGUUGACCAGGAUCUUUGUCCAUGCCCUUGGCUGCAAGUCUCGGUCAGAUGACCGCUGCACGCCGGGUAGAAGUUCACUUCUGUCUGUUCCAUGUGCCUGUACUCAACGUUGGAAACCGGCACGUCUUGCGUGUGAUCACCGCCACACCCUUGAUGUCAACACCCAUGCCGCCAAUGUCAUUCUCCCUUCCCUCCUUGAUAAACUGCAACACUUGCAGAUGGAAUCCAACAUUGCACUCUCUCAAGCUGCUCAGAUUCUCCCUCUCAAAGACAAACUAUCAUUCCUUACCCAUUUUCUUGGUAUCCAUCACACCAACUUUCACAUCAUCUCAGUGAAUCAUUGUCCUGAACAAUACACCUCUCUUUCUGCCAAAGAAGAGGCUCCCCAAACUCGUGAAACUGGAUACCUUAAUUUAUCAGAGGCAGUGGGUUUGGGGGUGACAGUUCUGACAAGGGUUCAACGUUCUGAAGGACUCAGUUUGGGUGAAUACGUGGGCAUCAUAAACUUCCGGGAUCUGAUGUGUCUUUCAGUCAAAGAUAGGGAUGAAGUAUUGGAGUGUAUGAAGACAUUAGAUUUGGUGACACAUACAACAUGUAAUCUGAUCAACCUUAAUGGAGCUGCAAAAUCUGGAGGAGGUCAUGGGAGGAUGCAUGCUUUUGGUUGGAAGGGCUCCUUUGCCGUUGGUGUGACUCGGUUUGACCAAUACACCCCAAAAGCUGGAAAACAAGACGGAUGGAAAGCUUUAUCAGAUGGAAAGAUGACUCAGGCUGCCAGGCAUCUUAGUAAAGGUGGUAGGUUCACAGGGGAGGUGAGGGAGGUGUCCGCAGAGAUCAGUGGAGUGGGAGUGGGAGCGGCACCAGACCAUGUGUAUGCGGAAGUGGCAUGGCGGGCUCCAAAAGAUUAUCAUGGGACAAUGGCGUGCAAUCUGAGGGAAGGACUGACUUGGCGGACGGCAACAAUGUACAGAUCACAAAAAGAUCAGAGGAACAAAGGCCCUUGGUGGAUUCAAGGAUGGACAUGUAGACAUCAGAUUGUAGUCAAACAUAUCAGAGGAUUUGCAUUCAAAGUUGUGCUUCUGAAUGUGGUCACCCCCAAAUGGCAAGCCUGUCACAAACCAUGUCGUAACAUCCCUGACAACUACCAUCACCAACCCUCCUUUCACCAUCACUGA
This is a messenger RNA of Tremella mesenterica DSM 1558, 1785 nucleotides long. RefSeq lists its product as uncharacterized. The record is from RefSeq and is a predicted model, not a curated record. Bases 1 to 1785 code for a protein of 594 amino acids. The transcript has 8 exons. NCBI's taxonomy places the organism in Eukaryota, Fungi, Basidiomycota, Tremellomycetes, Tremellales, Tremellaceae.